UUCUCUCUCUAGAAUGGUCUCUCUCUCUCUCUAGGAUGGUUUCUCUCUCUCCUCCAGCCCUAUAUAAGUUACAGUCAUGCUCUCUUCUUCCAUCCCCUCUCUCUCUCUCUCUAGCAUGGCUCGCUUCUUAUCUAUCAUUGCUGUGUUUCUCCUUAGCCUCUUGGUCCUACUGGAAUUUGGAUUAGCAGUACAGCCACAAGUGGUGAACCAAGGUGGCCUCCCUUCAACCACUAUUGAUUGUGGAAAAGCAUGCUCCGGCAGGUGCAGGCUAUCGUCGAGGCCACACCUUUGCAAGAGGGCUUGUGGCACAUGCUGUGCAAGGUGUAGCUGUGUGCCUCCGGGGACCAGUGGAAAUGGAGAAAAGUGCCCAUGUUAUUAUAACAUGAAAACUCAUGGCAACAGACCUAAGUGCCCUUAAUAGAGUUGCUAUGAGCCUCUAUUUGGGUUCCAACAAAGUCCUCAAUUUCUCUCAUUUACUACAUAAUUCUAGCUGAUGGUGUUUCAGUUCAUUUGAAUUAUUCAUAUGUCGAAAUAAGCACAGGCCUAGCCCUAUGCUUUGGAGUUGAUUUGGGUUAUGCAUCUGGAUAUAAGAGAAUAAGUGGAAUGUAUCUUUCUUUGUGUUACUGUUUGCAGUUUU
Messenger RNA from Amborella trichopoda, 637 nucleotides. RefSeq names its product snakin-2. The record is from RefSeq and is a predicted model, not a curated record. NCBI's taxonomy places the organism in Eukaryota, Viridiplantae, Streptophyta, Magnoliopsida, Amborellales, Amborellaceae.